This is a messenger RNA of Aspergillus japonicus CBS 114.51, 760 nucleotides long. RefSeq lists its product as uncharacterized. The record is from RefSeq and is a predicted model, not a curated record. Lineage: Eukaryota; Fungi; Ascomycota; Eurotiomycetes; Eurotiales; Aspergillaceae. The coding region runs from base 278 to 703 and encodes 141 amino acids. The transcript has a single exon.
CUGAUCCAGAUCGCCCAAAAUGCUUUGAACUCCCCGGCGUGCCCUGGGCUCGGUCCUUUGGCAAAACAAGUGUCAACGGCUGUAAUGGGGGACACUUUUGAAAGAUGCACGUGACUUGAUCUCACGAAGAACUCGGUCGGAUGUAGCGGACGUUGGGGCUGUUGUUGAGGCCGUUCUGCCCAUCGGUAAAGCCUUUCGUGGCAAUUUGCCUCUCCAAAGUGCCGGUCCUCCCUCUCUCAGCGGUCAAGCUUUACCUCCCACAGGCGGGGGCUUCCACAUGGGCGUAGUUCAGGCAGAGAUGGAAACACACCGCAGAUACAUGCGAGACGCCUUUGCAAAAGGCACAGCAUCUCUCCUUCCCUUUCUCACGUGUAAACUGAAGCUUUCCAAUCCACCACUUCUCUGUGAAUCCCUGUAUGUCCUCACCCUCUCUCGGGCGACCUUCCGCGUGCCGCUGGGCUCCGUUCUCUGUUUUAUAGGGCUUUUGGUGAUUCCUUUGCUGGUUGGUUUGCUGGUGAUUCUGGGUAUCGAUUUCGGCACACAACAUGGCUGUACGGGCUCUAUCAAGAUAGUCAAGGAGGCCAGUGGUGAGACGUUGAUUCUUAGCCACUUCCGCGAUGAAAAAGUCGGUCGAAGUAAUGGAGAAGAAGGUCCCCGACGGUUGAUUAACAUCGAGACUGUCGGAUCUGAGGGUGUUGAAUAAAAAUACUAAGGCUUAGGCCUUGCAAUUCAUAAAGGCGAGGCCAUCUUGUUAAGAGGA